CAGACCCGUUGUGACGUAAGACGCUUGCUUGUGUAAUUUUGUUGCGGAAACGUUCCUUACGGCAGAUAAACGUCCUUAUGGUCGGGAGGAGUGAACUUUAAAUAAGUCUACGAACGUUGCAAGAAAAGAAAAAAGAUUAAUAUGUUGUCGGCUCUUGUUGCAAAACAGCUGGUAGCAAGGAUGUGCCAGACAGCCUGGAGACCAGCAAUCACAGGGGUGACGUCAUCUCGUGGUUACCGUGGAGACGCUCCUGAUGACAGCCGGAUUGACCUGAUACAGAUUCCUUUGCCCCCCUGGGAGGAAAAACCAGACGAGCCUAUUGGCAUCAAGAGACGUCGGCUUCUUUAUGAGAGUCGCAAGAGGGGCAUGUUGGAAAACUGCAUAUUGCUCAGCCUUUUUGCAAAACGAUACCUGAACACCAUGACUUACAGCCAGCUGCAGCAGUACGACAGACUGAUUAAUGAACCCAGCAAUGACUGGGACAUCUACUACUGGGCCACAGAAGCUCAGCCCACCCCUGAAGUUUACCAAGGAGAAGUCAUGGAUCUGCUGCAGGACUUCACCAAGAACAAGAACCACGAGCAGAGGUUUGACGCGCCCGGCUUGGAGUACCUGGAAGAAGAAAGCAAGUGAGCUCCUUCACCACCACAUGUCCUCAAAGACUCGCUGAAGGAGAACUAAAGAGCGAAUAUGGAUCUGCUGAGAAACCCUGUGGAAGUCGGCACCAUUGUUUAGUUCAAGCUGCACCACACUCCAUAUUGUGUGGUAAAAAAAUACUGAGUGCGAUAAAUCACUGUCCACUGAUUUUCAUGACAUAAUCCAUAAAUAUAAGGAACAGUCUAUAAUGCCCUCAGCUUAGCUGGCCUUUACAAGAAGAUAAUUCAUGAACAAUGAGGUUAAACUGUUAUUCAGGCAAAGUCUUUUUUAAAUUCAGUAACAGAUUUUUGUAUGUGUGAUUUAUCACAGUGUAUUUAAACCACUGUGUGUAUGAG
Messenger RNA from Nematolebias whitei (Rio pearlfish), 992 nucleotides. RefSeq names its product succinate dehydrogenase complex assembly factor 2 (gene sdhaf2). The transcript is spliced from 4 exons. NCBI's taxonomy places the organism in Eukaryota, Metazoa, Chordata, Actinopteri, Cyprinodontiformes, Rivulidae. Gene Ontology annotation, biological process: mitochondrial electron transport, succinate to ubiquinone; tricarboxylic acid cycle; mitochondrial respiratory chain complex II assembly. Bases 142 to 633 code for a protein of 163 amino acids. Gene Ontology annotation, cellular component: mitochondrion. The record is from RefSeq and is a predicted model, not a curated record.